AUGAUUUGGAAUACAAGAAAUUCAACUUACACAUUUACAGCUCCAGAGUUUCCUAUUUUGGAGAAGCAGAACUGGUUGAUACAUCUCCACUAUAUCCGGAAGGAUUAUGAAGCAUGCAAGGAUGUUAUCAAAGAACAGCUUCAGGAGACUCAGGGGUUAUGUGAAUAUGCUAUCUAUGUCCAAGCAUUGAUAUUUCGCCUGGAAGGAAAUAUCCAAGAAUCCCUAGAACUCUUUCAGACGUGUGCUGUUCUCAGCCCUCAGUCUGCUGAUAACCUCAAGCAGGUGGCCAGAUCUUUAUUUCUUUUGGGAAAACAUAAAGCUGCCACUGAAGUAUAUAAUGAAGCAGCUAAACUUAACCAGAAAGAUUGGGAGAUCUGUCAUAACCUAGGAGUUUGCUACAUUUACCUGAAACAGUUGGACAAGGCACAAGACCAGUUGCACAAUGCCCUACAUCUUAACAGGCAUGAUAUGACUUACAUAAUGCUGGGCAAGAUCCACUUGCUGGAGGGAGACUUGGACAAGGCCAUCGAAAUCUACAAGAAAGCAGUGGAGUUCUCACCAGAAAAUACAGAACUUCUCACAACUUUAGGAUUACUCUACCUCCAGCUUGGCAUUUACCAGAAGGCAUUUGAACAUCUUGGAAAUGCACUGACUUACGACCCCACCAACUACAAGGCCAUCUUGGCAGCAGGCAGCAUGAUGCAGACCCAUGGGGACUUUGAUGUUGCCCUCACCAAAUACAGAAUUGUAGCUUGUGCUGUUCCAGAAAGUCCUCCACUCUGGAAUAACAUUGGAAUGUGUUUCUUUGGCAAGAAGAAAUACGUGGCAGCUAUCAGCUGCCUGAAACGAGCCAACUACUUGGCACCCUUCGAUUGGAAGAUUCUGUAUAAUUUGGGCCUUGUCCACUUGACUAUGCAGCAGUAUGCAUCAGCCUUCCAUUUUCUCAGUGCAGCCAUCAACUUCCAGCCAAAGAUGGGGGAGCUCUACAUGCUCUUGGCUGUGGCUCUGACCAAUCUGGAGGACACAGAGAAUGCCAGGAGAGCCUACGCAGAAGCAGUCCGCCUGGAUAAGUGUAACCCUUUGGUAAACCUGAACUAUGCUGUGCUGCUGUACAACCAGGGAGAGGAGAGGGGCGCCCUGGCCCAGUACCAGGAGAUGGAGAAGAAAGUCAACCUACUCAAGGACAGCAGCUCUCUGGAAUUUGACCCGGAGAUGGUGGAGAUGGCCCAGAAGUUGGGAGCUGCUCUCCAGGUCGGGGAGGCACUGGUCUGGACUAAGCCAGUUAAAGAUCCCAAAUCAAAGCAGCGGACCACUUCAACCAGUAAAGCCGCCAGUUUCCAGCAGCCUCUGGGUUCUAAUCAAGCUCUAGGACAGGCAAUGUCUUCAGCAGCCGCAUAUAGGAAGCUCCCCUCAGGUGUCGGAGGAACAUCCCAGCUCACAAAGCCACCAUGUCUUCCUCUGGAGCCAGAGCCCACUGUGGAAGCACAACCAACUGAAGCAUCAGCACAAAUAAGAGAAAAAUAG
Molecule: messenger RNA, 1524 nt
Organism: Lipotes vexillifer (Yangtze River dolphin)
Lineage: Eukaryota; Metazoa; Chordata; Mammalia; Artiodactyla; Lipotidae
Gene: BBS4
Product: Bardet-Biedl syndrome 4
Exons: 15
Coding region: 1-1524 (507 amino acids)
Biological process (GO): protein localization to cilium; cilium assembly
Cellular component (GO): ciliary basal body
Molecular function (GO): protein binding
Source: RefSeq, a predicted model, not a curated record